Ophidiomyces ophidiicola is the source of this 1035-nucleotide messenger RNA. RefSeq lists its product as uncharacterized. Bases 1 to 1035 code for a protein of 344 amino acids. NCBI's taxonomy places the organism in Eukaryota, Fungi, Ascomycota, Eurotiomycetes, Onygenales, Onygenaceae. Gene Ontology annotation, molecular function: protein binding. The transcript is spliced from 6 exons. The record is from RefSeq and is a predicted model, not a curated record.
AUGCCGCUAAAGGACCUUUUAAGGAAGAAGGAUAAGGUCAAAAAUGAUGAUGCAUUGCAUUCAUCGGGGCCUGGACUCGAACCCCCCCAAUUUACGUUCAUCAGGUCCGAUACAAACACCCAAGAAGUCAUUAGCCCCCCAAGCCUCCACGAUCAACCAACUACGAGCGCUUCAGAAGCAAAGUCUUUUGGCCGCCUUCGACGUUUCUCGAAUGCUUCUAGUAAUAACGAGUCCUCGAGACGAUCGCCCCCUAGAGACAAGGCAGAAAAGCGCCUUUCCCAUCGCUUACACCUAACUCGGGGCCGAUCUGCCAGUACGUCAUCCGUCAACCUUCCUGCGAACCUGCCAUAUGUGAACAAUGAUGGGGAUGAACAGGAAAGGGAGGCACAAUGGGAAAAGCGGGCAACGAUGCUAGCACAAGGAGUUGUCCGUAUGACACCUUCAUUGCCGCGCUCGCGAAGCCCAAGCGUUGGAAGGCUGAAUGAUCCCGAGGGUGAUGUGAAUAUUCAAGAAGCAAUACGGUUGCAUGAGGCUGGAGAUUUGGCUAAAUCGACAGAGAUGUUCAGGCGUCUUGCCGACCCUAAUGGCCAGAACAAUGCUCUAAGCCAAGUUCUCUAUGGUUUAGCGCUCAGACACGGAUGGGGAUGUAACCCUAAUCCUGAAGUGGCUAUCACAUAUCUCUCAGCAGCUGCCGCAAAUUCCGCUUCUAUUGAGGAAGAUGCUCUGAAGGCUGGUAUGAAAAAGGGCGGAGCAGCAAAAGGAGAGCUUGUUCUGGCAAUUUUCGAGCUGGCCAACUGUAUGCGUCACGGCUGGGGUGUAGGCAAAGACCCCUUCGCUGCUCGGCAGUACUACGAGGCUGCAGCAAACCUGGGGGACACGGAUGCUAUGAAUGAGGCAGCUUGGUGUUUCCUUGAAGGAUUUGGGGGUAAAAAGGACAAGUACAUGGCAGCGAAAUACUAUCGCCUUGCCGAAGCGAAUGGGAGUAAGACAUUGGGAAAUACAUGGAUUUGGAAAGAGAAAUAUAACUUCAGCUAA